Messenger RNA from Populus euphratica (Euphrates poplar), 2214 nucleotides. RefSeq names its product ubiquitin-conjugating enzyme E2 34-like. Bases 1207 to 1836 code for a protein of 209 amino acids. The record is from RefSeq and is a predicted model, not a curated record. The transcript is spliced from 8 exons. NCBI's taxonomy places the organism in Eukaryota, Viridiplantae, Streptophyta, Magnoliopsida, Malpighiales, Salicaceae.
UCCAUUUUAUCCUAUUUUCCAGUAUAAUCGUAGUGAAAUAAUAAUGCGGCUAGAGCUAGAGUAAAGAUUGGUACUGUCAAUUGCUACCCAUUUUUUAUAAAAUGUUAGUUUGUCAAUCUAGGUUUUCAUUUCUUUUUGGAAACAGUGUCCUCUCUUGUCAUAGAUGAUUAGCUUUGUUUUCAUACGCUGCUUUGUUUUGCAUCUUUUUUCUUUUAAGGUCACAUGGUUGUUUGAUGUUUCGCUUACUGGGUUUUUAGUGAUGGUUGAAAUGCUUGAAUAUCUCUGUAUUACCAAAUGCCAACCCUUUACUGCUCGAUGAAACUUCAUUUCACUUUUUUUUUUAAUAUGACAAUGAUUUUUGUUGUUGUAUAACGAUGAAUUUGCAGGAACCAGUCUCUCAUGUUGUUGCCCGUCCUUCCUCAAGUGAUAUUCUCGAAUGGCGUAAAUUCUUACUUAUCCUUGUUUCUUUCCUCUUUUGAUUUUUUCAAAUGAAAAUGUACAUGUUUUUUUUUUUUUUAAUUCCUCUUAGCCUUUUCCACGAUCUACUUGUGCUUACGAGUGGUGACAUAGAGUUAUUGCUAUCUAUAUUUAGGAUAAAGGAAAUACAAUAUCCAAUCAUUUGUCUAGACUUGCUUCAAAUGUAACUGAAGAUUUAGCAGAUAUUGUAAGCAACACAUGAAACACUGAUUUUUGUGUCUUUGUACUCUUUCAAACUCAAAAGGUUAUGUGGAAAAGUUGAUGCAAAACACUUGUGAAUGCUUUCCAGUUCAUUACUGAUUUGCUUGACUAGUUCAAAAUCAUGGAGUUUUAAAUGCAUGAAGAUAAUGUUAAAGGUUCCAGAAAGUUGCUCUUCAUUCUUAAGAUGAAGGGGAACAUAUUUUACAGCCUUAUCCCAGUGAUGUGGUGAGGUGUCAUUUCUUCUACUGCAAGUAUAGUUUGGUAUUUGGAAGAAUCCCACUAUAAAAUAUCCCAUUGUUAUUUGGAAUGAAGAUGAGUUGAUGACAGAAGGAAAGUGAAGAGAUUACUUUCUCAUGAAAACUUUAGCAUUGUUACCGGAUGAUUUGAGAUAUGGUUCCUUCUUUCAUAGCACUUAGUGACUCUGUUUUUAACUUCAUUUUUGCUCCUUGUGUUUUGUUUUUUAUUUGCUUUCUGUUGCCUUUUGUGAUCAUAAUAUUACCAAUUUACUGAUGUGUUUUGUUGCUAUUGAUGUUAUGUAACUAUGCUUCAGAUUAUGUGUUGGAGGGAAGUGAAGGAACGCCUUUUGCAGGUGGAUUUUACUAUGGAAAAAUCAAGUUUCCUCCCGAGUAUCCCUAUAAACCUCCUGGAAUCAUCAUGAUCACUCCCAAUGGCCGAUUCAUGACUCAAAAGAAAAUAUGCUUAUCCAUGAGUGAUUUUCAUCCAGAGAGUUGGAACCCCAUGUGGUCUGUAUCAAGCAUACUUACAGGGCUUCUUUCUUUCAUGACUGACAACACUCCUACCACAGGAAGUGUGAACACUACUGCUGCUGAGAAGCGACACCUAGCAAAGGAUUCUCUUGCUUUCAAUUGUAAGAACACGGCAUUCAAGAAAUUGUUUCCCGAGUAUGUAGAGAAGUAUAAGCAGGAGCAACACGACAGGCAGCUUGUUUCAGAGCAAGUGCCAUCACAGGUACCACAAGAAGAUAAAGGCAGAACGAAGUUGGAAAAACUUGGUGAUUCUUCAGUAGAAGAUGCAAAGGGAGGAGAUACCCCGAAGGAUGCAAGAAGAAACAGGAAGCAGCCAUUCCCAACCUGGAUGAUGUUGUUACUGGUUUCAAUCUUUGGUGUUGUGAUGGCACUGCCUCUACUUCAACUUUGAAAACUAGACUGGACAAAGGAAAUUUUAGAAGCGUUAGUGGAAAUUUUUGUCAUGUAUCUACCAAAAUCUUGUAUAGAGAGGUCAAUGCUGAGGAUGCCCACUUGGGUUUCUUGACUGCCGCUAAUAUUACUGUUGGUGGAUUGUUAUACUGCUUGAAGUUUGCGUACUUCUGAUGCUAUUAUAAUGCCAAUUUUGUUGGGAUUUGUGUUUGGCAUGUCAGAUUGGAGGUCAAUGUUUUCUUGCUGUUUUGAAGUUCUGCUCAUUGUCGCUUGAAAAACACUAUCAAUGCCAUACCGAGUUCUGUUUCUCAGUCCAAAGUGUAACUUUCUUGUAUGCGCACUUGAUUAUCUCUGAUUAUUGAUUCUGAUUUGGCCAGAA